UAUUGAAUUAAGAUUCUUCUCUACCAAAAAGCUUUUGAGUAAAAGAACUUGGAUUUGUACAAAGACCUAGUUAGGUGAAGUCAUAAUUUCGAAAACGUUAAAAAUGCCGCACUUUCUUCUUCUCAUUUGCUACCAAGGAUACGCAAAUUAGCAAAGCUGUUGGUACCUUCAAAAUUCUCCCCAAGCUGUUAAAAUGGCCGAGAUUCUAUCUUCUUCCUUGGGACUAUCCCAUACCACUCAACAUUUCCAAUGGCGAACAUCAUAUAAUACUAAAAGACGCCUCGUUCAUUCCAACAAAAGGAGAUUACACUUCAUUAGGGCUAAAAUAGGUGUUACAAGCUUUGGUUUCGAAGGCGAAUUACAAAUUCGCUAUGGAGAUAUCGAUCACAAAGCAUUUGGGAAUCCUAUUGCAGCUCCAUCGACCACCCAGAGCUGCAAGCCAAAGGCAUAUCCUUCAACUAUGUGGGGAGGUGAUUUUAUCUGUUCAGUUGUAGCGAAAAACGCCGAAGCCACGGAUAAAACAAUAGGUAACGAUGACAAACGUAUAGAGGUGUUGGUCCGUGAGAUUAAGGAGAAGUUUAAUUCUAUGGAGGACGGUGAGAUAAGUCCGAGUGCAUAUGAUACUGCAUGGCUGGCAAGAUUGCCCGCCAUUGAUGGCUCCCACGAACCCCUAUUUCCCCAGACCCUUAACUGGAUAAUUGAUAACCAGUUACGGGAUGGUUCGUGGGGGCAGCAAGACGGAUUUCUUGUGAGCGAUAGAAUCCUUAAUACUCUCGCCUGCGUCAUUUCACUUACCAUCUGGAACGCUGGCAAGAUUCAUGUGCAGAGAGGCCUUGACUUCAUCAGAAGACAGGCAAAAGGAAUGAUGGAGGAGACACCAGCCAACGGAACGUCUAAAGUGUUUGAGAUGGUCUUUCAUGCAUUGCUCAACGAAUCCAAAAGCCUUGGCCUCGACGUGGACCAGGACGAUUUCAAGCAAAUCAGUGAAAGGCGGGAGGCGAACAUUAAAACGAUUUCUGUAGAACGCCUCCAUCUCGUUCCCACCCGCGUUUUGUACUAUUUAGAGGGCGUGCAAGAUAUAGUGGAUUGGAAAGUCAUACUUAACCUGCAAUCCAAGGAUGGGUGUUUCCUUGGCUCGCCAUCAUCUACAGCUUGCGUCUUCCUGCAUACUGGAGACAAGAAAUGCCUAGAAUUCUUGACCACCCUUCUUUCUAAGUUCAAAGACCACGCUCCAUGCGUGUAUCCAGUGGAUAUUUGUGAACGUCUGAGGGCCGUUGAUAAUGUUGAACGUUUAGGGAUUGAUCGCUAUUUCCAAACGGAGAUCAAACAGGCCUUGGAUUAUGUGUUCAGGUAUUGGGAUAAAAGAGGCGUUGGGUUUGGAAGGGAGAGUCUGGUUCCUGACAUUGAUUGCACCGCCACUGGCCUCAGACUUUUGAGACUUCAUGGCUACAAUGUCUUGCCAGAUGUUCUGGAAAAUAUUAAAGCCGACGAGCUUUAUGGUGGGGGACCCUCCCAUAUGCUAAGCCUGUACAAAUGUUCACAGAUCAACUUUCCAGAAGAAACAUUAAUGAGAGAAGCGAGUGCCAUGGCCAAGGCUUAUCUAUCCGAAUGGAUGCAAAGCAACAGCUUUUCUCGUGAGCUGGCUGUCAGGAAAGACCUUCGUGAAGAGAUAGAACAUGCUCUGAACUGUCCCUGGUACACGAAUUUCCCAAGAUUGAUGGUCAGAAAUCAUAUUGAACACUUUUCAUCUAACCAGUUUUGGAUGGAGAAGACACUGUAUCAAAUGCCCAAUUUGAGCGACGAGAGAUAUUUAGAACUCGCCAAACUGGAUUUCAACCGAGCGCAGGCUUUACACCAAAUGGAAAUUAAGGAAAUUAGCGGAUGGUAUAAGAAGUGCGGUUUCUCGGAGCUCAAAUUCACUCGUCAUAGACAAGUGGAAAUACACUUCAGCGCUGCAGUGGUGAUGUUUGAACCAGAAUACUCUGCUUGUAGAAUCGCCUACACAAAAGCUGCCUCCCUCCUAAUAAUUCUAGAUGACCUCUUUGAUGCCCACGUAUCUUUUGACCAAGUAAAGCUAUUUACUGAAGCUGUCAAAAGAUGGGAUUUAUCUCUUUUAGACCACUUUACGACCGACAUGAAAAUUUGCUAUGUGGGUCUGUAUAAUACUGUAAACGAAUUGGGGCAAGAAGCACUCAAGGCUCAAGGACGUGACGUGCUUCCCUACCUUCGCUCAGUUUGGGAGGACUUGCUGUCAUCUACAACUAAAGAAGCCAAAUGGGCACAUGUGAAGUGCGUGCCGCCAUUAAGGGAGUAUGUGGAGAAUGCAAAAGUGUCAAUUGGGUUGGCAUCAAUCAUUCUCAACUCCAUAUUUUUCACAGGAGAGCCUCUUCCUGAUGAAUUUCUCUCUCAACUUGAUUUUCGAGCACCUUUUCUUCAUCUUGUAUGUUUGACAGCUCGUUUAAUGAACGACGCUAGAACUUUCACACUUGAGAGAGAUCGUGGAGAAUUGGUAUCUUUCAUACAGUGUUACAAGCAUGAGCAUCCUGAACUCACAGAGGAAGAAAUUCUGAGUCGUCUAUAUGAUUUCAACCAAAAAAGUUUGACUGAAUUGACUUAUGAGUUUUUAAAGCCUGGGAUGAUACCAAAAUGCUACAGAAAGCUUCUUUUCGACACUGCGAGAGUAUCCCAAUUUGUUUUCAAGAGCAAUGAUGGCUUUGGGGUGUCUGUCCAUGAGAUGCAAGACAACAUUACAAAAUUUCUAGUUGAACCAGUCGUUUAAAAUGAUCCCAACCUUUUUUAUUUAGAAUAGGUUGCAUUAAGCUGUAAGCUUAUUAUUAAUGUAUUGUUUGUCAUCCUUUUUACUUUUCUGAGCACAAGAGCUCGUAAUGAAGCCGCUCAAACUUUAUUAACUUAAAUGUAAUAUCAGUUGGUAAGUAAGAAGGGCAUUUUGUGAUGUUA
Cryptomeria japonica (Japanese cedar) is the source of this 2958-nucleotide messenger RNA. RefSeq names its product bifunctional levopimaradiene synthase, chloroplastic. Bases 194 to 2779 code for a protein of 861 amino acids. The record is from RefSeq and is a predicted model, not a curated record. The transcript is spliced from 15 exons. Lineage: Eukaryota; Viridiplantae; Streptophyta; Pinopsida; Cupressales; Cupressaceae. Gene Ontology annotation, molecular function: magnesium ion binding; terpene synthase activity. Gene Ontology annotation, biological process: diterpenoid biosynthetic process.